Molecule: messenger RNA, 300 nt
Organism: Prorocentrum cordatum
Lineage: Eukaryota; Dinophyceae; Prorocentrales; Prorocentraceae
Source: the annotation of a GenBank genome assembly
GACGCACGUGCGCCGCGUCAUGAGCUACCUGGUGGAAGUGCUGGACUUCGACUGGAACCAGCCGCCGCACAGCAACGGCCACCGGCCGACGAGCUCUGGGUCACUUGUCAGCCGGCUGGGGCGCUGCUGCGUGGCGCCGGCCACCCGCGGACGCGCCGCCAGCCAGGACUCCCUCGGCAGCCAGUCCGACGGAGGCGAGGGGCCGCGGGCCGCCUCGCAGCCCCGGCGGAGGAGCGGGAGCCGCGAUCGAGGCGCAGCCCCUCACGGCCAGCAGGGCGGCGGGCCCUCCGGCGCCCGGCG